AAGUGUUCUUCUUAUGCUGCUCCCAGCUAAUGUUUAUUUAAUUUAAUUUAUUUUAUAUAUUUGUUACAUCUCUUAUCAGAUCCAAACCGUUUUCUCAAGAAACGAAUGUGCAACGACACCAACCUAAAAAUUUGAAUUUCAGGAAGCAGAAACAAGGGGAAAAAGAAAAAAAAAAAAAAAAAAAGAGAGAAAAACUCUCUCUCUUCUCCUCUAUCCCUAACGGAAAGUUAAGUAUUUCAAUUUUGUUUUCCGAAAGCAAGAGAGGAAAAAAAAAAAAAAAAAAAUUAAGAACGUUUUCUGUUUUCACAAAACAAGCAAAAACAGCUUCGUUUUGGUUCUUUUUUUCCCUCCUUUCCUUUCUCUGUUGUAAGGAGGUUUGUUUUUUCACAACAAACCAUGUCUUAACCUCCCCUUUAGUUUCGAACCUCGUAACUUACGCUUCAGUAUCAAAAUACGCGCUCCUUGGUUUAAGCAAAUGCAGUUUCGGAGUUUGUUUUCUGAAAUUGUUUUUGCGCAACAAAGAAAAAAAAAAGAAAAUAACAACACGCAUUUUUUAUUUUUCCUCUCCUUAGCUUUUGACUUUUGGGAAAUCUUUUAACUUUCUAUUCUCUUUCAGUUCUGAGAAUUCAUUGAAAGAAAAUUUUGGAAGAAAUUUAGACCGUCGUUUUGUCCAAUAUUUCUGAUCCGAAUUAGGGUUUUUGGUUUUUGCAAUGAGGAGUUUGUAUCUGCGCGGGUAUUACGAGUGAAAGGUGAAAUUGCGAGUUUUUGGUUAAGAAUUCCGGUGAAAUUGGGGAAUUUGAAUUCACCAGGUGUCGGAGAAAAUGAUGUUAUCGGCGUCGCCGUCGAUGAUAGUGCGGAGCUCGCUGGAGGAAAUGCUAGAUUCGCUUCGGCGGAGAGAUGAGGAAGAGAAGCCCAAGGACUUGCCGCCGGCAUUGCCGGCUCGGCCGACUUCCAGGGGUCGGCUUCCUCCCGCGAGGCGCUCUUUGCCGACUAACUUCAAGGUUGACACCGACGGCGGUGUGCCGGAGAGCUUGCCAAGUGUAAAGGACGAGACAAAGAGGAAAGAAAAGGAUUUAGGUUCAAAGAGAAAUAGUUUCGGGAGCAAGAAGGUGAAGAGAGAGCAAACCGUCGAGUCUCCUUAUGUUUCGCUGCCGGAGGAGACUACGAUUGAGCUGACCGGAAACUUAGAUCAGGCCGCUACCGUCACUGCCUUCUCUGCUGCUUUGCCGUCCCGAGUUCAGGACUUGGACUGCGAUGACAACAUAGGUUAUUUCAUUAAGAAGAAACUUCGUGUCUGGUGUCGGCUGCCAAGUGGGCAGUGGGAGUCCGGAAUAAUACAAUCAACUUCUGGGGAUUGCGCAUCAGUUUUACUGUCUAAUGGAAAUGUUGUCAAAGUAUCAACGGUAGAGCUCUUUCCUGCAAACCCAGAUAUCCUGGAAGGAGUGGAUGAUCUUAUACAACUUAGUUAUUUGAAUGAGCCAUCUGUUCUUUACAAUCUUCAGUGUAGAUAUUCUAAGGAUAUAAUUUAUAGUAAAGCAGGGCCAGUUUUGAUUGCGGUCAAUCCCUUCAAAGACAUCCAAAUUUAUGGGGAUGAAUUUAUUGCAGCUUAUAGACAGAAAUUGUUGGAUACUCCUCAUGUUUAUGCGAUAGCAGAUGCUGCUUAUAAUGAGAUGAUGAGAGAUGAAGUAAAUCAAUCCAUAAUCAUAAGUGGGGAAAGUGGAGCUGGCAAGACUGAGACAGCAAAAAUUGCAAUGCAAUACUUGGCUGCUCUUGGUGGUGGAAGUUUUGGGAUAGAGCAUGAAAUCCUUCAAACCAAUUAUAUACUGGAAGCAUUUGGGAAUGCAAAAACAUCUAGGAAUGACAAUUCAAGUAGAUUUGGGAAGCUGAUUGAAAUUCAUUUUAGCACACUGGGGAAAAUAUGUGGUGCUAAAAUCCAAACAUUUCUUCUAGAAAAGUCGAGAGUGGUUCAGCUGGCCAAUGGUGAGAGGUCAUAUCAUAUCUUUUACCAACUCUGUGCUGGUGCCCCCACAGAUCUUAAAGAAAGACUGAACCUUAGAAUGGCUAGUGAGUACAAGUAUCUCAAUCAAAGUGGUUGCUUAGUAGUCGAUGGAACAGAUGAUACUCAGAAAUUCUCUAAACUCAUGAAAGCCCUAGAUAUUGCUCGUAUAAGCAAAGAAGAUCAAGAGCACGCAUUUUCUAUGCUUACUGCUGUAUUGUGGCUGGGAAACAUAUCAUUCCAAGUAAUUGACAAUGAAAAUCAUGUGGAGGUUUUGGCAGAUGAAGCUUUAACAAAUGCUGCCAGGCUGAUGAGAUGUAAAUCUGAUGAGUUGAUGUUAGCUUUAUCCACCCACAAAAUCCAAGCUGGCAAAGACAAAAUUGCUAAAAGAUUGACAUUGCAGCAGGCAAUUGAUACGAGAGAUGCAUUGGCAAAAUUUAUCUAUGCAAGUUUAUUUGACUGGCUUGUGGAACAAAUUAACAAUUCUCUUGAAGUGGGCAAACAUCGUACUGGGAGAUCAAUUAGUAUCCUGGAUAUAUACGGGUUUGAGUCUUUUCAGAAGAAUAGCUUUGAACAAAUGUGUAUUAAUUAUGCAAAUGAGAGGCUGCAGCAACAUUUCAACCGACAUUUACUUAAGCUCGAGCAGGAGGACUACGAAGUGGAUGGAGUUGAUUGGACUAAAGUUGAUUUUGAAGAUAACCAAGAGUGCUUGAAUCUCUUCGAGAAGAAACCUUUAGGCUUAGUUUCCUUAUUGGAUGAGGAAUCAAACUUCCCCAAGGCUAGUGAUUUGACAUUUGCCAAUAAGCUCAAGCAACACCUGAGUUCUAAUCCUUGCUUUAAAGGAGAAAGAGGCAGUGCAUUCAGUAUUCGUCACUAUGCUGGAGAGGUUCUUUAUGAUACAGAUGGUUUUCUGGAAAAGAACAGAGAUCCUUUGCACUGUGAUUCCAUCCAACUCCUCUCCUCGUGUGGAAGUGAACUUCUGCAGCAGUUUGCAUCCAAAAUGCUCAAGCAAUUUCAGAUGGACUUUCACAAGCGUAGUGUUGGUACAAAAUUCAAGGGACAAUUGUUCAAACUUAUGCACCAGUUGGAGAGUACAACACCUCAUUUCAUUCGUUGCAUAAAGCCAAAUAGUAAACAGCUUCCUGGCAUGUAUGAGAUGGACCUUGUCUUACAUCAGCUGAGGUGUUGUGGUGUUUUGGAGGUUGUUAGGAUAUCAAGAUCUGGAUAUCCUACAAGAAUGAGACAUCAAGAGUUUGCAGAAAGAUAUGGUUUUCUACGUUUGGAGACCAAUGUAUCUCAGGAUCCGUUAAGCAUAUCAAUUGCUGUUCUUCAACAAUUUAAUAUCCUCCCUGAGAUGUACCAGAUUGGCUAUACCAAAGUGUAUCUUCGAACAGGGCAGAUUGGCACACUGGAGGAGAGGAGAAAACAAAUCCUGCAAGGAGUACUUUGUGUCCAGAAAUACUUCCGUGGUUACCAAGCACGUUGUUCUUUCCAUGAACUUAAGAAAGGAGUAGCAACAUUACAAUCAUAUAUUCGUGGUGAGAAUAUCAGAAGGAAACACAAUAUUGUGUUUAAGUGGCGCACAUCUAGUGCUCCUAAAACACUUGAUGAGCUGCGGGGGGUCAUAUAUUUACAGUCUGUAAUACGUGGUUUACUGGUUCGGAGGCGUUUUAAAGGCAUGAUUAAGUUGAAGGUGCACCCUGGGGGUGUAAAAUAUAAACAGAAGCCUGGCAGGAGGAUUUCUGACGUGAAGAACAUGUCACAGGAGCAGGUUCAUGGGCUGCCUUCAUCUUUUGCCGAGCUUCAACGGCGAGUUUUAAAGGCAGAAGCAACUCUAGAGCAAAAGGAAGAGGAAAAUGCUGCAUUGCGGGAGCAACUACAACAGUAUGAAACAAGGUGGUCAGAGUAUGAAGCAAAGAUGAGAUCUAUGGAAGAGAUGUGGCAAAAACAGAUGGCAUCAUUGCAAAUGAGUCUUGCUGCAGCCAGAAAGAGCCUUGCUGUGGACAAUACUGCAGGUCACCCUGGGAGAAUGGAUUCUGUCUCAUCACCUCGCUUUUAUGAUUCUGAGGAUGCAACAUCCAUGGGAUCUCGAACGCCUGGUGCAAGCACGCCUGCCAAAUUUUCUAGCGGCAUACAUGAUGUUGGAUCAGGGCGAGAUACGAAUGGUACUCUGACUGCAGUCAACAAUCUAGUAAAGGAAUUUGAGCAGCAGAGACAGACUUUUGAUGAUGAUGCGAAAGCUCUAGUUGUGGUCAAAGGACAAUCUACUUCAAAUAUUAAUUCUGAUGAGGAGAUACGAAAACUCAAACUUCGGUUUGAGAUGUGGAAGAAAGAAUACAAGGUAAGAUUAAGGGAAACAAAAGCAAAGCUUCAUAAACUUGGGCAUCCAGAAGUAGAAAGAAGCCGUCGAAAAUGGUGGGGAAAAUUAAGCUCAAGAGCAUCGUAGUAAUCUAGUGUCAGAUCAACAUCUUUGUGAGAGUAGACAAAAAUGGAGAUAUUCCAUGAGGAUCAUUGGAAAGUGAUGCCUGUCACAACAUUGACAAUUUCCCUUUUCAGGAGCUACUCCAGCGGCCUAUGUUAAUGGAGACAUAUGUGGCCUUAAUCUAGUGCGCAGGGUGGUGAUGGGGGAGAAGUUGUAUAUCAGCCAAUUUUUGCAAUUUGGUGGGAGUAUUGAUAAGUCUGUGCAUAGCCAAAUAGGAAAUCGUUGAGUGAUUUCAGCCUCUGUUAAUCAAUGUGUAUAUUCAGUUGUCAUUGAUGUAAUGUGAUAUCUUGUAGAACUCAGCAUCGAAUAUGUGGAAAAGAAAUGUUCAUAUGGCCUAAAAUUUUUUUAGUGCUUUGUUAUCGUUAUAUUUUCAGCUGUCCGAGUAUAUGGCAGCUUAUAGUUUUUACUGCAAAUCUUGGCUGUUUAGACUUAUAGCACAUUGACUGAACUUGAACAUCUCUUGUGUAUUAUCCGGAACAUGAUCGGUAGAGCUGUGAAUCCUUUGAAGGAGAGCUGUUGUGCAAACAAAAUUGCCUAAUCCCUCGGGUGGCGAAGUUUACCGUUGGCAUGGAGAAAACAACUUUUUCAACAAUGAGAACUUUUGCAUAUCGUGCCCAGCUAAUUCUUAGCCGUGGAAAUAAAUUAUUGGCAAAACAGGUAGGGUGAAUAGUAAUUUUACUGUAGAUUUAAUAAUGUUGAGCUAACCCUCUUGAUCUAAGGAAAGCAGGUUUCUACAUUUUAUUUUUAUUUUUAUUUUUUUAUGUGUUUUAAGCAUGUUUCUACAUUUACAGGCCAAUUGGUGGACUUUUCAGGUUUUAUUACUUCAUUUUUUAUUUUUGUAUUUAGCAUGGUGAUUCGAACUUACUACCUUUGUCAGAGGAAGCAAUGACAUGUAUCAUUAGUACUAAUUAAUUCGCUUAUUUUGAAUAUAUGUCAUCCCUCUAUUUGUUUAAACAAGGAAGAUCAGCACCACUAGAAAAUCCUAGUCAUUUCAGAUAUCAAACUGAUACAGAGUGAUAUUUUUUUUUUUUUUUUUAAUAUCUACUAAUAAUGAUCUA
Messenger RNA from Ziziphus jujuba (common jujube), 5536 nucleotides. Its product is annotated as myosin-2. The record is from RefSeq and is a predicted model, not a curated record. Gene Ontology annotation, cellular component: vesicle; myosin complex; cytoplasm. Bases 822 to 4442 code for a protein of 1206 amino acids. The transcript is spliced from 24 exons. Gene Ontology annotation, biological process: vesicle transport along actin filament; actin filament organization. NCBI's taxonomy places the organism in Eukaryota, Viridiplantae, Streptophyta, Magnoliopsida, Rosales, Rhamnaceae. Gene Ontology annotation, molecular function: microfilament motor activity; ATP binding; actin filament binding.